Molecule: messenger RNA, 3731 nt
Organism: Platichthys flesus (European flounder)
Lineage: Eukaryota; Metazoa; Chordata; Actinopteri; Pleuronectiformes; Pleuronectidae
Gene: pitpnb
Product: phosphatidylinositol transfer protein, beta
Exons: 11
Coding region: 30-845 (271 amino acids)
Biological process (GO): phospholipid transport
Cellular component (GO): cytoplasm
Molecular function (GO): phosphatidylinositol transfer activity; phosphatidylcholine binding; phosphatidylinositol binding
Source: RefSeq, a predicted model, not a curated record
AGUGCGCAGCCGUGGCCCGGGUGACGAAGAUGGUGCUCAUCAAGGAAUACCGUGUAGUGUUGCCGGUCUCUGUGGAAGAGUAUCAAGUAGGCCAGUUGUACUCUGUGGCUGAGGCCAGCAAGAAUGAGACGGGAGGAGGAGAAGGCAUUGAGGUGCUGAAGAAUGAACCCUAUGAGAAGGAUGGAGAGAAGGGACAAUACACACACAAAAUAUACCAUCUAAAGAGUAAAGUCCCAGGGUAUGUGAAGAUGAUUGCACCAGAGGGGGCAUUAGUUUUUCAUGAAAAGGCUUGGAAUGCCUACCCAUACUGUCGCACCAUUGUGACGAAUGAGUACAUGAAGGACGACUUUAUGAUAAAGAUUGAGACAUGGCACAAACCUGACAUGGGAACAGUAGAAAAUGUUCACGAUCUGGACGAGCAGACAUGGAGGACUGUAGAGGUGGUACCCAUAGAUAUUGCAAACAAAGAAGAAUUGUCCCCUGGGGACUACAAGCCAGAAGAAGAUCCCACUCUUUUUCACUCUGCCAAGACAGACAGAGGACCUCUAGGCCCUGAGUGGAAGAACGAGCUGAAGACAGACUGUCCUUCCAUGUGUGCAUACAAACUGGUCACUGUCAAGUUCAGAUGGUGGGGUCUGCAGACCAAAGUGGAAAGCUUCAUCCACAGGCAAGAAAAGCGUAUUUUCACCAACUUCCACCGCCAGCUGUUCUGCUGGAUUGACAAAUGGGUGGGUUUGACCAUGGAGGACAUCAGGCGGAUGGAAGAGGAGACUCAAAAAGAGCUUGAGGAGCUGCGUAAAACAGGUCCGAUUCGAGGCACCAGUGCUGCUGCUGAUGAGCAAUGAGGCAAAUCAACCAAACCCUGUCACGAUGACGUCAUCCGAGACAUGUCCACCAUGAUGAGGAAGUGGCCCUGGCUUCGCGUCUUCUCUUCCUGUCUCACAUGAUUCAUUGGGGGGUUAUACAAGAUUGGUUAACAGUACUGUACAGAUCCUACCCCAAUCACCCCAAGUCUCCUGUUCACCCAAAAAACAAAAAAACAUGGUUUUUGAAUACAUAUAAAAAGGAAAAAAAAACUCUUUGCACAGAACGUAAAUUGCCUGAUAUCUAAUUGUUAGAUGAUUAUUACAAUGGGCUUUGUUUUUAUUCAGGUGUGUAAACCAUGACUCAGAAAGUCAAGCCUUUUAAAUUGAUUAGAAUGUUGUUUUUAGGUCGACCGAUUCCCACAAAAAUUCAUAUAUGAUGACUUUAACAGGUAUUGGACCAUUUAUCUCCACUCCCCCCCACUCCCUUGUAUUAUAAGUGUCUCUACUUUAAUCCUCGUCUCCCCCGCAGUAUUGUCUAUACUCUUGUUCUGGUAAGAAUUGUCUAGAUCUCCUCCCUGUGUUUCACUGUCCUCUCUGUCUGGCAGUUGGUUGGGAAUACUGAUGUUUCAUUUUUGUUUUGUUCUUGUUUCCCCUAUUUUCUUUUAUAGUUUUAAUUUCUGAGGCUUAUCUAUGUCUGCUUAUGGUUAAAAUUCAAUAUGAUGCUCAUGCAUGAUGGGUAAUUCCUCGCAAUAGUUUCUCCCCUUACAUUCACAUGUACUCACAUUUCAACAUGCACACACACAACCCCCCCCCCCCCCCCUCUCUGUCACAAGUGCAUGUGGACAACAGCUACUCCUCACUAAACAGUCAUUGCAUGUGUAUAGUCGCUGCAGUGCAGCUGCGCUCAAGUGGAUUGUUUGUGUUGACAAGAGAGAGGGUAACCCCUAGCCCCCCUCUAGGAGAGUGUAUACAAUACACCUGUGUGUUAUUGUGUGCAUUUGUGUGCUUGUUUGUGUUUCAGCUGCCUUCACUCUUUGGACGGAGAUGGAGAACGUUCAGCUUAAUAUCGAGGCUUGUGAGGGGUGUGUUCACACAGCUGUGCUCUCACUCUGUAACCAGCCUGUUGAACUUUGCCUCAUGCUGUCGCUCCAUGUCCUAUCUACUUGGCUAGGGCUUUAAGUGGAAGGCUCCCACUGCCUCCACAAAAGCUUCUUUUUUUUAACUAAAACAAAUAAGGAUGGGUCUGUGCGUUGUUGUGUGCAUGAUUCAAGGUAGUUUAUUUUUCUCAAACUACCAUUAACUAUCUCCAUUGACCGAGUAGAUGGGUCCAGACAGAUCUGCGAUGUUUGGUGCAGCUGUGGAUUCACAAGCAUUGUGAGUGUAUUGAUAACCCUAUACACUGAGUUAUAAGCUUUUCAUCUGCCUUAACCACAAGACAGUAUAAGGUCAGUCUGAACUUUUCUUGACUGUUUCUGGUUAAGAAUGAAUUUGCUUUGGCAAAAGGUGAAAUCCAUUCAACUCUUUCAGUCUAGAUACUGUAGUUGUUGGCUCCUCUAGUACCAGCCUUCAUCUGAAAGCAGGCGGUGACUUUACCCUGCUUUUUAAAGCAUCGAUUCUUUUAUUUUUCUGUUGCUGCAUUGACUUAAGGAUGUAGCCGUUUUAUUACAGCUGGAGCUGAGUUUAGCCAUUUUUAUUUUGGAUUGUGUGCAGCUCCUGUUGGGCUCUAGGUAAAAUAUUUUGUGAUGUUUUAUAUGAUCAUGUAGCUUAGUGCAGUUUUUCAGCCGUUGAUUAAGACUUUAUCCAAUCAGGUGUGAGUGUCUCCAAAAAUCGUAGGUUUGGUUGUAACCUAUCUGUGUGUGGUAUAUGUUGGACAGGUUAAAGGAGAGUUAUAAGUGUAUUUUAUAAUAGAAAUGGGCAAGCUGUACAUAAAAACACUGACUUGAACGGGAUAUUCACAGCUACUAGGCAUUGUCAGGUCUAUCAUUCAAAUACUGUAACUGCUAAAAGAAACUUAAAGGAAGUAGUGACGUUGUCGGUGCAGGUCAGCGCGUUGGACAGUGUGCUGUGUGUGUAACAUGGAGCCAGCUGUCCAUCUGUUGUUACUCAGACUGUACCAUGGUUUAACUGUACCUCAUCCAUGCUUACGAAUGUACAGCAAGGAAAUACAUGUGUCAGAGUAUAUGGGACGUUUUGAACUGCAGAAACACUGACAUGUUUCACACCUGCACAUGCAUGACAUGGACCCAUUGUAUCAUCAAUUCACGAGGACAAAUGGAUUGAGUAAAUCUAGAUUUGAUCUGCAUGCUCAACACUUUUCUGUUUUGUUUUUUCCAUUUUCCUUUCUUUUCUCUCAAUUAUUCCCCGUUUCUGUUUGAUCAGUUCAGUUUUGAGAAGCUCUUGCGCUGCAUCAGACAAAAAGGGAAUUCCUUCAAAAGGGCGGCUUAUUCUUAAAAUCAAACUGGAUUCAGCUCGACCUCUGAUAUACAGACGAGGAGUGAACAGCCUGGCAGUGUUUGAGGAUGACAGGAGCCGCCCUGUUAUAGAAUAAAACAGGCUGUGUGAUGUACAGUUUUGUAGCAUUACCAGUGAUGCCAGCCAGGGUAUGACUGUGAGGGGAGGGAUAGAACCUUAGGGAACUGAUGGAGUCCAAAAUACUGUUUCUUUAUUGUAAUCAUGAAUGAGCACUUGCAAAAUCUACUGUUUUUUUUCCUUUCGUUUUCUUUUUUUCUGUUUUUGAAAGACAAAGAUUCAAAAUGUAUUUCAAUUUUUCUCAUUUCUGUUAAGGCAAAUUUCAGGGGAAGUAGUAGUGAAUGUAAAAUAAUUAGUUCUUUUUUUUUCUUUUUCACAGCCAUCAAGCUGUGACAGAAGGUCUAGACAAUGGAACAUAACAGAAUAUCUAAUAAAUUUGAACAAAUAAGAGAAUAA